Messenger RNA from Ceratina calcarata, 6554 nucleotides. It is a transcript of the gene rl, whose product is annotated as Mitogen-activated protein kinase rl. The record is from RefSeq and is a predicted model, not a curated record. The coding region runs from base 316 to 1413 and encodes 365 amino acids. Gene Ontology annotation, molecular function: MAP kinase activity; ATP binding. Lineage: Eukaryota; Metazoa; Arthropoda; Insecta; Hymenoptera; Apidae. The transcript has 7 exons. Gene Ontology annotation, biological process: protein phosphorylation.
CGGUCAUGUGACCAAGUUCUAAUUACGUUAGAGACUUUAAAUAACGUAUUUGGCCUUUUUCUAUUAUUUUGAAAUCAUUGUUCGUGUCAUAUUCUAUUCCGAGUACGUUUUAUAUCUUUGUGAACGAGUAGCUUUUGGUUGUUAUAUGAGUUUAUUUGCUACGGGAUAAUAUAUACCGGACGUGGACCUGGCGUCCAUGGUGGGAACGUUCCGUGAACCCCUCUAGCGUUUACGUAGUUUGUGACGAAUCAGUUAAGAAAAAAGCAAGAUUCGUUCUGACUUGACCGGAGCCGGAGCCGCAAAAUAGUUGUCAAAAUGGCGGGCGAAGGAUCUGCAAGUGUGAAUCCAAAUUGCGAGGUCGUCCGCGGACAAGCGUUCGAAGUUGGUCCGCGAUAUACAAAUUUGUCUUACAUGGGUGAGGGUGCCUACGGAAUGGUCGUAUCUGCAUAUGAUAAUGUAACAAAGACGAAGGUAGCUAUUAAAAAAAUUUCACCAUUUGAACAUCAGACGUAUAGUCAGAGAACAUUAAGAGAAAUAAAAAUUCUGACUAGGUUUAAGCACGAAAAUAUAAUAGAUAUAAGGGAUAUACUAAGGGCACCUACCAUAGAACAAAUGAAAGAUGUAUAUAUUGUGCAAUGUCUAAUGGAAACUGAUCUCUAUAAACUUCUGAAAACACAGGCUAUUAGCAAUGACCACAUAUGCUAUUUUCUUUACCAAAUAUUAAGAGGAUUGAAGUAUAUUCACUCCGCAAAUGUAUUGCACAGAGACUUGAAACCGAGUAAUUUGUUGUUAAAUACCACGUGUGACCUUAAAAUCUGUGAUUUUGGUUUAGCCAGAGUCGCCGAUCCGGAGCAUAAUCAUGCUGGUUUUCUUACCGAAUACGUAGCAACAAGGUGGUAUAGGGCUCCAGAAAUAAUGCUCAAUUCAAAGGGUUAUACUAAAUCUAUAGACAUUUGGUCAGUUGGGUGCAUUCUUGCAGAAAUGCUUUCAAGAAGAGCAAUAUUCCCUGGGAAACACUAUUUAGACCAACUGAAUCAUAUAUUAGGUAUUCUUGGAUCGCCGUCUCCUGAAGAUCUUGAAUGCAUUGUAAACGAAAAGGCACGGAAUUACCUUAAAUCAUUAGCAUUUAAACCAAAGGUCCCAUGGACAACCGUUUUUCCGGACGCCGAUCCGCGAGCGUUGGAUCUUUUAGAUAAAAUGUUAACAUUCAAUCCACACAGACGGAUCGUUGUAGAAGACGCACUCGCGCAUCCAUAUUUGGAGCAAUAUUAUGAUCCUGCUGAUGAGCCAGUCGCAGAGGAACCGUUCAGGUUCGAUAUGGAAUUGGAUGAUCUUCCCAAAGAAGUAUUGAAACAGUAUAUCUUCGAGGAGACUAUAUUAUUCCAGGAGAAUCAUCAAGAAAAUUCUAUGUAGUCUACUGAUAACUCUUCAAUUAUUUUUCACCGUAUAAGAAACGAGGUACACGAUAUUUUAAAACGAUCGAUAAACACUUUAGCUGCGGCGAGUGUUCAGGGCGACCAAAAAGAAAGCAAACGUGUGACGUCAGAAUAACAGAGCUGUACUUCUUUUAUAGUUGUAUACGAUCCAAACAGGAAAAUAGAGCAACAAAAAAAGAAAAACAAAAAAGAUGUAACUUUCGCGGAGAUGUUUAAUUUAUAGGAAGUGCUUAAAAAAUCGACAGCUACGAAUACGACAUAAUAUAUACAUUUCAUUACAUAUUAUAUGCAUAUGCGGGUAGGGAGUUUGAGAGGAGAGACGGAUGGAAGGAACGUACAGUGAACGAGGUGAGAACAAAAAACGCAGUGUCCGUGCAUAUACUUGUACAUUCAACAUGUCUUUACCGGAGAGAGAAAAAAAGAAAAAGGAAACAACAAAAAAUGACAGUGGUUUUUCUUUUUAGUAACAAUUGAAUGCAUAAUAUUAAUUUGUACAAUAACUUUUAUUUAUCCCGAAUUAUACAGGGUGGUCCACGGAACUUCUAAAGUGUAUAUUGUGUGAAAAAAUAUUUUAGACCUUUUUCAAGGAACGAAGUAAAUUAUUCGUUGAUUAUUAGGUUUUUUUACAGCUAAUGAAGAUCAGUACCUUUUACUCAGAAUUUAACGCUCAUCGAUUUUUUGGCAUUGAAAGCAGCAUUCCAUGUGAAAAAAAACCAAGUUGACCUUGAAAUUUCUGAAAUACAUCGAGCUAUAAAAAAAGUAUGCGCCAUAUAAUGUACCCCUCUAAAACAACUUUUUUAUAAAAACAUUUUUUCAUGUAGUGGACACUUCAGAACUUAUUCAGGGUGAAUAAGUUGUGUGGACCACCCUGUAUAUGACGCUAGUUGACGAUUAUUAUUGUUAACCAUUGUAUUCAUACACACAUUGUCUGUGAUUUAAUUGCCGAGCGAGUGACGUGGUGUAAUGUGCGAGAUAUUCUAAGCCACGUAACACACGACGACCGACAAAGUAAAUGCGCGUGAGUAGAAGAGAAUGUCAGUGAUAAAGUGUGUGCGUAAGAGAGCCAGAGUAUGUAUGACAUAUAUGUAUGUAUAUAAUACAUACAUAUGUGUAUACGUGGGUAUCAGUGUAUUAUGAACAGCCAUUUAAUUCACCGAAGUAUUUGCCGAUAGUUUCUUUAUUAUUAUUAUUAUUAUUAUUAUUAUUAUUAUUAUUAUUAUUAAUACUAUUAUUAUUAUUAUUAAUACUAUUCUACAUUAAUAUUAUAUAAAUAUUAUUAUUAAUUAUUAUCUAAUUUUAAUAUUCAGUGUCAUUCUUGUGGUAAUUACGUACCUUGCAGAAAUUUCGUUCUGCCUUUAUUUGGUUUAGGUUGUCGACGAAACGAAACAGGGGGAAUGAACGAGUGAAAUAGAUAAAAAACGAACCGAAUGGACGUACGCAUGAAAAAAGAAUUAGGUGAGAAUGUCUGCGUGAAUGAGGAGAGGUGCAUGUGUGAAAGAAAUAGAGAGACACAAGAAAAAUGUGUUUAAGUCAUAAUUCAUUGCAUUCGAUGCAGCUUCCAGUUCUUCUAAAAGCAGUUAUGUUAAUUGCGUCUUGUUUCAAGAGCUACAGGUAUUACACUGAUACUGCCAUUCUUGUGCGACGAAGCACAUGGUGUCUGUUCGGACGUUAACUAUCUGUGUACUUUUCUAUUUUCUACAUUUCCGACCUUUUUACAUGUUAGGAUGUAUUAUCUUCCUUUUUUGUUUUCUUCUUCGUUUCUAAUUCCUAUAGCUAACUAUUCGAUAUCUGGAGAACGCUUGCUUGCCAUUUGCAAAAUAUCGUGUCUUCUUUAGUUCUCGGUUUCUUUGAAGAUGAUUCGGAUAUUCAAAUACUCGCCAUGUGAGUUUACGAACGAUGAUAAACUAUUGGAACUUUCUCAUUUCGAUUCGCAUUACAUUUUUUCGCUCUAAAUGUAAGUUCGUACUCGAAAGAACUUUUAAUAUUUGAUAGGAUAUGAUACAUCUAAUUGAUAUACAUUUCGCUCGAAGAGAAAAGCAUGGCACGGUGGAUAAAUUAACUAUGAAAAUGGAGUUUUGUACACGUGCAUGUCGUCGGUAGUCAAAGGCAAAAUUUUAUUCGACUGUGAAAACUAAACUGCGGGUAUCCGCGCAUUCAUGGAAAAUUUAAUAUUUAGAAAAUAAAUUUCCUUUCUAUUUAUCUUUCAUUCUCUUAGUUGUACAAAAAGUUUCGUAGUUCUGUAAAAAUGGGAUUCACGUAACAUAUGGUUUAAUGAUACGUGAGAACUCGAGCAAUACCGAUAAGACACGUUUCCAUUUUUCUUUCCGUUCUUUUCUAAAACUCUAGUUGAAAAGAUAGAAAGUAUUUAUCAGGACAAUCGAAGUCGCGGACACGUUUAUUGAAAUAACGAAGUGCAUACUUAUCUCGUUUUCUGAAUCAAAAUCUCGAUGUAUCAAUGAAGCAAAAUCAUUAACAAACGCAUGAAAGAAGGAAUGCGAGUCAGGAGAAGAAAGGAAAGAGAAGCGGCAGAGGAAUUAAUUUAGCGAAACGACUAGAAUCGGCACGAAACUCACUUUCACUUCCGACUGUCAAAUUUCACGUUUUUGAAUGCGUCGAAUUAAGUAAUUCUAUAUUAAUAACGUUAACACCUCAUACAUAUAAUAAUUCGUUCGAGGAAGAAAAACAUCGGCGUGUUCAUCUUCAUUCGAGUUCGCAAGUUAUCCAUGGAGAUUAUGAAGAUGCUUCGAUUCGUACGUUCUUCUCGCGAUUUAAAUUUUUUGAAAAGAAAAGGAAAAGGGAGGAUAAAUGUUUCACGCCCUAGGAGUGUCCUUUUCCAUUUCUCAAGCUCUGCGAACUUCUUGAAGGAUUUAUCGGAUUAUCGAUUCAGCUUUGUUGCUGCUUACGUACGAAAUCGUAUUGAAAAUAAUAAUCCGCUAGGGAAAAUGAAUUUUUUGCGAUCAUAAAAAUGAAAUUCUUUCAUUCUAUUUUUAACACUCGGCUCAAUCACAUCCGAUUUUCAAAUUCCACGAUCUCGGGGCUGUGACUAUACAUCAUUAACGUGGUUAGAACAUUUAAACGGUGAUUUUAUUUGAGAGAAUUAGCGAUGGACCGAAGUAAAAGUUGCUUUUUGUACUGGAAAAAUGAACUCCGCGUGUCUUUUUUAUAGCACAUGCGAGAAACAUUGAACAGGACACUCGCUCUCGUUGAUAUUUAAAUAUGUAUCUGUGUCGUUCUUAUUAAAUCCUUGAUGUUAAAUGUUUCAAUUCGUGCUCGUUACAUAUACGACGAAAUUUCUUUCACCAUUUCUUUUUUCUAUGUUUCUUGGUUCAGAGAUACAGAUUUACCAAAAUAUAUGCGUAUCAUGUAUACCGAGCACGAAUUCAUUAAUGAACCAUGGGAAGAAAGAUUACCAAAGUUUUAUCGGUUUAAUCACUUGCCUUAUGAUGUCAAGUUAUUAUAAUAGAAAAAAUGAUAGAAUUUCAUCUAAAAACCUUAGUGUUAAACCUCCGAUUUAAUAAUCAACUUUCUGAAGCAAGACAAAAGUAGCAGGAAAGAUAAAAGGCAAGCGGUUAAAGCGUCAUUUCUUCUUCUUCAGAGCUUGAUUAAAUAAGAAUCCUUCAAGCGUUCCAGAUGAAGCUGAAUUUAUGAAUGAUCUGACAUUCUACGUGUCUGAAUAUUUUCUGUAUGUAUCAAUUGCUACGUGUCCAAGUUUCGCGACUAUAAUCUCUGUGUGUAUUUAAAACAUUAAAUCGGAAAGACUCACGAAAAUAGCUUAACGAAACGUUGAACGAUAUAGCGCAUCACAAGAUAUUUAUUAACUAAAUUUUCACAAGUUGCCUCUCGAGAGAUUACGAGGGAACAUUGGCGAAGCAUGUCAGCGAGAAGAUAUCGGUGUUCCAAACUCUUUUUUAUCGGCCUGCGAGAGAAAAUCGCGAGCCGUAAGUCAUCGGCUUUUAUAAAAUCUCCGGUGUUAACACGCUUGGCUCGUGUAAAAUGAAAUUAAUGAACCAUUAGUUUUCUUUAUGAUAGAAAAAAGGAAAAACAAGAAUCAAUUAGUUUGCCUUUAAACGAUUUUCCUUACCAGGGCUGUUUUCAUCCCUUCAAAGUGAAGAUCGGUGUAAAAAAUACGUGAUAAAUUAUUUUUCUUGCGUGCGUCACACAAAAUCGAUGAUUUACGCUCGACGAUCUCCCCUCGUCGGAGAUACACAAAGAGAUUAGGGAUUAAAAGAAGAGAAAAACGAAAACGUUGACUUGUAAGUUUUCCAAUUUAUCAUAUAACGCUAUUAGAGUUAAUCUAGGAAUCGAGCGAGAAUCUUUAAAUCUCUCUUUGUUCGUUUGUAAAUGUAAGAAGUAAAAACAUGAAAAGGACGAGUUCAGUAUCAAAUAUCAAAGUAUUAAAGAAAAGAGAAAAAUAUAUAUAUUAACGAAAGUUGUGAUGCAUUUAUGUGAAUUCCAUUAAAAUAAUUUCGAGUUUGUGUCUAUUCUCUUCUUGGUAUAUGAAAAUGUUUAACACGUUCCGUGCCAUGUGUACCAUUUAUGCACAUUAAACUUGGCCUUCGGGCCACGUGUACCAUAAAUGGUACAUGCAGAAAUUUUUAUUUAAUGUGCUGAAACAUCAAAUGGCCUGAACGAGAAGUCGGGAAAAAACGGCUUGGCACGGAAUGUGUUAAUUAAUAAAAUCAAUUGAAUAUACACGUGGGAGACAACUGAUCAUUCGCUGUGAUCGUGUGCUGAAGUUAUCUUGUCCUAACGUAAGAAACGUACAAAUUUCGCAAACUGAAACAAAUUAGAUAAGAUCUUCCAUCAAACGUAAACUCGUUAUAUUAAGAGGUCUACGAAGACCUGUUAACAUAAUUGCGAAAACAUUGAAAAGAUAAAUAAGAAAAUGGACAAAAGAAUAGUAGAAGCAGAAAUAGAUAACACUGGAACACCAUUAUCACGAAGAAAAUGAGGCACAAGAUGCAACGAUAGAUUAUAGCGUUUAAUAUAUUAUACAUUGAUAGAACUUAUUAUCAAUAUCAUCAGGCCUAAUAUACUUAAACGUUGAGUGUAUUUGUUGUUGUUGCCGAUUCAUAUCUUAUAUAUCCGAAUGUAUUAAAUGAAUAUUUCGUCUAUAAA